GGGCGGCGGAGACCGGCUAGCUUUCCGCCUGGGUGUUGCGUUGUCUCUGCUCCGCCGAGCCGCCCGGAGUUGCCCGACCACUACUUUCCCAGCAUCGAAUUGCAGAGCCAGAGCCAUGACCUGAACCCUGAUGAACACUGUCAGGCCUCUGAGUGACUGGCAAGCGCACCAUGGAGCUGAAAGUGUGGGUGGACGGAGUGCAGAGGAUCGUCUGUGGUGUCACUGAGGUCACGACCUGCCAGGAGGUGGUGAUAGCCUUAGCCCAAGCUAUCGGUCGAACCGGAAGGUACACCCUAAUAGAAAAAUGGAGAGAUACGGAAAGGCACUUGGCACCACACGAAAACCCCAUCAUAUCCUUGAACAAGUGGGGGCAGUAUGCUAGCGACGUACAGCUCAUCUUGCGUCGGACUGGGCCAUCUCUCAGUGAGCGACCCACCUCAGACAGUGUGGCCCGGAUUCCUGAAAGAACUUUAUACCGACAGAGCUUGCCCCCCUUAGCCAAACUGCGGCCUCAGGUAGACAAGUCGAUCAAAAGAAGAGAACCUAAAAGAAAAUCACUGACAUUCACAGGAGGUGCCAAAGGGCUGAUGGACAUUUUUGGGAAAGGGAAGGAAACUGAGUUUCGGCAGAAGGUGCUGAGCAGCUGCAAAAGCACCGCGGAAGAGCUGAAGCGGCUGAUCCGGCUCCAGACAGAGAAGCUGCAGGCCAUAGAGCAGCAGCUGGAGUCCAGCGAGCUCGAAAUACGAUUCUGGGAGCAAAAGUACAACUGCAGCCUGGAAGAGGAGAUUGUCCGCCUGGAGCAGAAGAUCAAGAGGAAUGAUGUGGAGAUCGAGGAGGAGGAAUUUUGGGAAAAUGAACUGCAGAUCGAACAAGAAAAUGAAAAGCAGCUGCAGGACCAGCUUGAGGAGAUUCGGCAGAAAGUCACGGACUGUGACAGCAAGCUGAAGGACUGCCUGGCGCAGAUCCACACCAUGGAGAGCGGCCUUGAGGCAGAGAAGCUGCACAGGGAAGUUCAGGAGGUCAAUGAGGAGGAGGUGAAAGGGAAGAUCGAAAAGGUCAAGGGGGAGAUGGACCUUCAAGGGCAGCAGAGCCUGAGGCUGGAGAACGGCAUUCGAGCCGUGGAGAGGUCUCUGGGGCAGGCUACCAAGCGCUUACAGGACAAGGAACAGGAGCUGGAGCAGUUGACCAAAGAGCUGCGGCAAGUCAACCUCCAGCAGUUCAUCCAGCAGACAGGGACGAAGGUCACCGUGCUGCCAGCUGAGCCCACUGAAAUAGAGGCCUCCCAGGCAGACAUAGAGACAGAAGCGCCAUUCCAGUCUGGGUCCCUGAAGCGACCUGGUUCUUCACGGCAGCUCCCCAGUAAUCUCCGUAUUCUGCAGAACCCCAUCUCCUCUGGAUUUAAUCCUGAAGGCAUCUAUGUAUAACAUUGUCUUCAGGGGAAAGAUUCAGCCAAGGUACCGAGGACAGUAAAAUCCUUCAGUGUGUGCCAACUGAACGAGGGUCUGUCCCAGGCCACUCUCUCCUCUCCAAUUGCAGACCACUUGAGCCCUGUGCACUGACGCCGAACACGGAGCUGUUCACACUUGCAGUAUUGACGCAUUGUCUAGCAGCUGACAUGCAAAGCCUUCGUUUUUAUUUGUAGUAUUCUGAGAACAUUAGAAAAGUAUUAGCCUAUGUUUAUACAUGAAUAAACCCUGAAUUAAAGAGUAAAGUUAUGUAACUGUUUAGUUUAAUUUAUUCCAUGUAACUGAUUGAUGUAUGAAUGUUGCUGUUUAAUAUUUUAUUAAUCCUUAUCCUGUGACUUAAUUAUGUUAACUGUUGUGGGCUUCUAACUGUGCAUGUUGGCAGAUUCCGUCCGAGCUUUGCUCAUGCAUAGCUUCGCUGCCUCCUGGGACACUCACCAUCAGACUGACUCCAGCGGAGCCAGCUGCACUUAAUGCUGGGGCUUCUCCCCACCCCCGCUUUAGUGAGAGAGUUGAGCUUUCUCUCUGCUCUGGAAGCUGAUCGUUUCUUUACAGUAUUUCCCAAUGUAAAUUACCAUAUAACAUCACAGAAACAGCUUUAAUAGGGUAACUGUUCCUCUAAAAUGCUUGUAGUCAUAGACUGCAAGCACGUCAGCUGAUGGCUGCCCACAGGUUUCCUGGUACACGCUGAGGUCUUCCUGCCUUACACUCCCAUGAUGUGAGGAGGAGAGAGCCCUGAAGAUGGGGAUGCUGUACUUUGGGAAUCAUGGGAUACAUUUCAAAGCAACCCACUUCCUCUGUGAGUCCGUGCCAUGCCUAGAAGGGGUAGGUGCUGUUUGCCAUGGUGUAAAUGUGACUGCGUGCUUUCUCUAGUCACCGAGUCAAACCUCGGGAACACCGCGGUCGGGUAUUUUUUUACCAAGGAAAUAAAGUUAAAUUCAGAGUAUGUUUUUAUUUUUAAGUUUGACUUUAUAGGAUAUUAGUCUUAUAUUUGUAUCAUUUUGUGUAUUAAGCCAAAAAAAAAGAGAGUCAAUACUUUUCUCACGCGCAGCGACUUAGCUGCAUUCACAAGGAGCACAUUUGGCAUGAUGCAACUAAGACUUUGGUCUGAAACGUGAAGUAGUUUUUAACUCUAAGAGAAUGCACCCUCUGUACUACUUACAUGCAAUAAAAUAAAAGUGGAUUAGUAGAACAGCGCCCUGGGGUCGCUAAGGGUGCCUCUGGAUGUGUGAACACAACCAGGCUUCUUUUGGUUUACUGGUGUUUAGUGAAGCCGAGAACACAGCUUUGUUUAGGUUUCCAGCGAGAAGAUUUAAGAAUGGCUGUGGAGUAACAGGUGCUCCUUGAGAACUGAAAGCCAUGAAUGUCGCCCCUUACCCACAUAAAUAAAUGAAUAUCAGACCUCAACCUGAUGUCUUUGGGUCCUCGGACUUACCAAGUUGAUCUUGCCAUUACUGCUCUGCAGAGGACUUGAGAAGGAACCGCAGCCUGUACACAUUUGAUCCAGAUUUGUAACAAUUGUUUCAUAUCUAUAUAUAUUUAAAAAUAAUAAUUCCAAGUGAUUUGUAUCUUUCUGUGACAGUGGUGACUCAUGACGCCCGCCCACGCCUUGUUCCGUCCUAUACAGAGCAUUGUUCAGCUCCAUUAAACCUUGGCCACAAAGGUAAACAUUAUACAAAUGGAUUAUUAAUGAGAAAUUAAAGACAAAGCUGGGCACGGUGGCUCAUGACAUAAUCCCAACACUCAGGAGACUGAGGCAGGAGAGUUGCCACAAGACCCAGGCUGUCCUAAGCUCUGUGGAAAGUUCUAGAAUAGCAUGGAGUCUAGUGUGAAGCCCUAUCUCAGAAGGAAAGGGAAGACCUGCACGACUCCUCGGCACGCCUGGCGGAGCAGCAGCGUAGUACACAGCUCACCAGGUUGCUGUGAACUGCCAGGCACACCCCACCAGCUCCCGACAGUCCUGGCUCUCCACCAGUGAGUACCACACUUUACAUCUCUACCAACCUCAGCUCCCAAGCUGCCAGCUGCCCUCCAUGGGCCUCCUUAUCCACACAGACAGCCUCCCGGACGGGCGGAGUGCGGCCAUGUGAGUUCACAAACAGACUGAGCAGCUGGGCUUUGUCUCCAGGUCCAGGACUUCCCAAGCACACCACUGUCAGAUGUUUUCUAAGUCUUUUUUAGCUAGAGAAAACAACUAAUUUCCCUACAGAAAUUUUAGUCUACUGUGCCUGUUUUUACCUACUGUGACUACAAGCGCAUCGGCUUUCAAGCCCUGUCUGUGGCCACAUCUCAGAGGGGUGCGGGCAGUGGGAUUCAAAAAAUACCAAAUGUCAAAUUUUGCAUAUGGGGAAACAAAUAUCCAGGUUCUAAAUAAUAAAUUAGAUCACAAAUUUUCAUGUCUUUUAAAUUAGCACUGCAAGUUAUAUUAUGUGGUUUUUCUACAGGUAUUAAAUAUGUGAUAAGUUUUAUUCUGACCAGUGAAUAAUUUGAAUAUCAUUGGUCUGUUUGACCUCUAGAGCAUCCUUGUUCUCAGAGAAUCACCCACAGUGGGUUACCUCAUUUGUGUGUGUGUGUAUGUGUGUGUGUGUGUGUGUGUUUUAUUUUGUCAUUUUCUUUAUAUUUUGGCUGUUAACAUUCGUUUUUGUCUCAGUGAACAGGGCGUUUUUUUAUGUGAGGCUUCAGAUGGUGCUGAAGCUGCCCUUUGAAUGCCCACUUAGUUGUCGGCGGGCGGGCAGCUCAGCAGCUCCUAGAGUUUAAACAGCCGUUUCCAGCCUGGCAUGUAAGGUAGACACAGCUCGUGGGGAGUGUGGUGGCACAGACCCAUAGAUCCGCACUGCUCCCACAGCCAAGACAGUGCAGUCCUACGCUACCACAGUCUUGGUCCGAGACAAGGACGCUAUGCCAGGGAGACCGUCCCAAGUGAGGAUUGACAGGCUGAAGAAAUAGUAUGGAGAAAAGACAGGGCUGAUUUCAGGCACGCACUGGGCAGGCAGUUAGCGUUGGACGUUGCCUUCGACAGAGUAGGCCUUAACUUUUAUAUACAUAUAUAAAGUGACGCUCUGCAUCCCUCUCUAACACAGCCUGUCUUGACCAGUCUGCGGUGAAGCUGGCUCCUAAGUAUUCCUUUGGUAUCGUGUCAGUGUCUUUCAGUUGCAUGUGCGUCCUGUCUGCUGUGGCCACAUGCCAGGAGAAGGCUGUCGGCUGGUCGGGGGUUCACGGCCAUCAGUAUUUAUUCAGUAUUGCUGCUUCACGCUUCCCGUGCACCUUGGACGCCAGGUCAGUGGCAGCGUCAGCUGCAAGAGCUCCUUCCCGUGCAUUUUAUAUAUUUUUAGAAACCAAGUGGCUGCAGAUGGCUCUUUAGCAUACUAUUAAACCAGCAGAACUCUAAAAGGCAAUAAAUAUAUGCAUAUAUAUGGGGGGAUGGGAAAGAGAAAAUACAGGUUUACAGCCAGCCCUGGUGAGAGCCCGUCCAUGUAUUGCUCAGUGUCUUGUCACUGACCCAGAAGGGUUUGAAUUGCUGCACCUUUAGACAGAAAGUGUCCAUGUUUGCUGACUGUGGGCCAUGAACAUGCUUUUAGUACCGCUUUGCUGAUUUAUAAAUAAGAAAUCUGUAAUAUGUAUUAUAUGUAAUUAUUUUGACUUCAUUUCAAAAUGUAUAUUUUCUGAUUAUUAUCAUGAGCUAUAAAGCAAAAGAUCAAUAUCUGAUAUUCUCCCAAAUAAAUUUUCAAGAUUCGUUGGGGCAUUA
Molecule: messenger RNA, 5208 nt
Organism: Arvicola amphibius (Eurasian water vole)
Lineage: Eukaryota; Metazoa; Chordata; Mammalia; Rodentia; Cricetidae
Gene: Rassf8
Product: Ras association domain family member 8
Exons: 5
Coding region: 171-1424 (417 amino acids)
Biological process (GO): signal transduction
Source: RefSeq, a predicted model, not a curated record